GAUUCCUAGUGUCGGACAAUUAAUAAACUAAGCAAUAAUUAGGCUCCGCUGCCUGAAAUGGAAUUCUUGUAAAAUGCUAAUACUCCACCUUGAAUCAUUUGUUCGUUAUUUCAUCAGGUGGGAAUAAAACGAAGAAUAGCCUUCUCUGAAAAAAGAUCGCCAUGCUAUUGAAUCUUCUAUCACGUGACGGAUGCAUAUUGCGUCAUAGGCUCCAAGAGACUGCCUGGACAAGAGGCUGUGCAAUAGCGGUCAAGGAAUGUAAAAAUGUAGAUGGAAAACAAAUAACUAUUGGCGAUGUAACCGCGCAAAUAACAAAGCCCAAGAACGUACAUUUGGUGCCCCAGAAAUAUAUAAAUUACGCACAAGAUGGGACGGUCCAGUUGGCUCAAACAGCACUUCACCAUCUGCGGUGGAUGCUGCAGAAAGAUUCACUUAAACAAAACAUGUUUCUGUUGGGUGGACCAGGGCCACUGAGGCGACAACUGGUCAUGCAGUUUUUGGAAAUUACGGAACGUGAACUUGAAUAUGUGGCGCUUACUCGCGAUACAACCGAAAGCGAUCUAAAGGAACGUCGUGAGAUUCUGAGCAAAUCUGCCCAAUACCAUUAUCAGGCCGCAGUACGCGCUGCACUUUACGGCCGAGUGCUGGUGCUGGACGGCAUUGAACAUGCCGAACGCAAUGUUUUGCCGGUGCUCAACAAUCUUCUAGAGAAUCGUGAAAUGCACCUAGAAAGUGGUAAAUUUCUAAUGGCACCAGAACAAUACGAUAAGUUGCUAAAGAAGCACAGUCAGCGACAACUUGAUGACUGGGGCUUACUAAGGGUCUCGGAACACUUUCGUAUAGUGGCACUUGGACUUCCCAUACAGAUAUAUAGAGGCACUCCACUUGAUCCUCCGCUAAGGUCGCGUUUUCAGUCGCGCAACAUAUUACCAUACACUUUUCAGGAGUUGUACGAGGAGCUACAGCAGAUAACUCCCAUUGUGCCUGCCCCACGGCUUAAACAGUUACUUACCUGUGCGUUAACACUUCAAACAGCUGGUAAAGCGCUCCAACUACCAGAUUUUCCAUUACAUAAUCUUCGACUAGCCGUUAAGAUGAUGCGAGCGAAUCCAAAACUAACCUUGCAGGAUGUCUUACAAGUCUUGUAUCCGUUUCAAUCCGUGCUAAUGCCAGAUCAGCAGAAACGUGUUAAGGAACUGUUUACUAGUAUGUCGCUUCAGCACAUGUCCACGCAUAGUGUACAUCGUAUAAGCAGCCAGGCUCAAGAUGACUUUGUUGACGUGUAUCUGGACGAGGUACACUUACGCAUGCCUUGUGGAUCAACUGCGCCUUUAAACAGCAACUUUGUGGAUCUACCACAUCAACGACAAGUACUGGCUACUCUAGUGCAAUCCUAUGCAGUUGGAGAUGUCUGUCUGCUGGGCGAAAGGGGUGUUGGAAAACUAACACUGACAAAACAGCUUUUGCGCCUACUGCAUCAAUCGUCUGAACUUAUGAUGCUCUAUGAGGAUAUGACAUCGUCGGAUCUUUUACAGCAACGCAUUACCAACGUAGAAGGUGACACCAUUUGGCGGGAUUCCCCAUUGGUCCGAGCAGCAAAAACCGGAUCGGUGGCAGUACUUAAUGGCCUUCACAGACUACACAAAAGCACAGCUGUAGUACUGCAAAGAAUAGUCCAUGAUCGCGAGUUACAGUUAUGUGAUGGCACAACUUUACUUCGUCAAGAUCGCUACCAGGAGCUUCUGCGGCAGGGAUUUAACACACGUCAGCUUACUGAACGAAAUGUGUUACCUAUACCCGAUUCUUUUCGCAUCGUAGCUUUAGGGGAGCUGCCAAAUCCCGGUGAUAAUAAGCCUAACUGGCUGACACCGGAAUUGUUAGGCAUGUUUCUCUAUCAGGAGUUGCGGCCACUUCAGCAGAGUGAAGAGCAAGAAUUAUUAAUGAAGUUAUGCGGCCUUGUGCCGCCUGAGAUGCUGCAGCUUCUAACACUAGCACAACUCUUACGUAGCUCAAAAAAUCCAUUACUUCACGGUCUAGCCGAUAGGCUAUCAACACGUCGACUGCUAAAGGUGGGCCGACGCCUAAAGGCAUACCCAUCGAGCAACCCAAACUAUGUUUGUGAAAUUCUGCAGGAUAUAUUUCUGAUUAAGUUUAUGCCUUCACUUACGCGUUCGGCCCUUGAGCAGGCUAUAAAGCAAGCAGGAAUUGAAUUAAGUUGUAAUAUAGGUCAAACCUGCGACUGGAACCAAAAACAAAUCAGCGUAGUGAACAACAAACUACUCAUUGGCGAAACUCUGAUGCAGUUGCCAGAGACAUCACUGGAGCAGCAAUCGAAGGUGCCUAGCACCCUGUUUUACGAAAUGCCACAACACGUUAUGCUGCUAGAGCGCCUUCUGCAGGACUAUCUAAUCGGUGAGCAUUUGCUGUUGGUAGGUAAUCAGGGCGUAGGCAAAAACAAGCUCAUCGAUCGUUUACUAGAGCUCAUGCGCCGGCCACGCGAAUAUUUACAGCUACAUAGGGAUACAACAGUACACAGCCUAACAGUACAAUCGACUCUACGCGAUGGCAAAGUGGUCUUUGAAGACAGCGUUUUGGUGAAAGCUGUAAAAACAGGUCAUACACUCGUUAUAGACGAGGCGGACAAAGCUCCGCUUAAUGUUUCCUGCAUUCUCCGCACUUUAGGCGAGAGCGGUGAGAUGCUGCUUUCUGAUGGGCGUCGGAUUUUGCCACACGGGACUAGUGCAACGACACCCAAUUGCAUCGAGACUCACGGUGACUUUCGACUGAUUGUGCUAGCAAACCGGCCGGGGUUUCCGUUUUUAGGUAACGAUUUCUUUGCGGCGGUGGGCGAUGUCUUUAGUUGCCAUGCCAUAGAAAAUCCCACACCCGAUUCGGAGAUGUACCUUCUGAAGCGCUAUGGACCAACUGUGCCCAAUAAAACGCUCAGAAUGUUAGUAAAUGCAUUUGGUGAGCUUCGUACUCUGGCGGACGAGGGGCUUCUUAAUUAUCCGUACUCUACGCGGGAAGUUGUGAGCAUUGUAAGACAUUUAGAGCGUUAUCCACAAGACGACAUGUGCGAGUUAAUAGGAAACGUGCUAGACUUUGAUCGCUACCAGCCGGAGGCAUUGCAGCAGGUCACCCACGUGUUGACUAAACAUGGUAUGUUAAUCGAGGCAUAUGCAACGGACGAAUUGCAGUCACUACGCAAUCAACGGCAGCUCCAGUUAAGCAUCCAACAAUACAGCGGGCUGGAUGUGUCAGGAUCCAAACUUGGUAAAUUUGAUCCAAAAAAUGAGCCACAUGUAGGUGGCAAUACGUGGGCGGGUGGUACCGGUGGACGGGAUACAGAAGGUCUAGGCGGCAAAGGUGGACCAUUUCGCCUGGACAAGGGGCAUAACGUGUACCAAUUGAGCGACGAUGAGAAAGCUGAUAUUCCCGAGAAAAUAAAACGUGCUGCACGUGAAAUGAAUCGAAAAGCCUUUGAGCAGAAACUACAAGAGAUCAAAAUGUCCGCCCACGAUCAUCGUUUGUAUGCGCAAUUAAUAGAGCCAACCCGCAAGCCAGUACAGCAGUUAAGGGCCAUUUUGGAGGCUAUGCAGACUAAGAGUAAAGAACGUCAGUGGCAAAAGUACCAAACUCAAGGCGAGCUAGAUGACACGCGUCUCAUCGAAGGCAUCACCGGAGAAAAAAACAUUUACAAGCGACGAAGCGAGGCAAAUCCCUGGGCGGAUUAUGCUCAGACAAAACCUAAUCGACUUAGGCUUGUGGUUGAUGUCUCAGGAUCUAUGUACAGGUUUAAUGGCUAUGAUGGACGGUUGGACCGUGAAUUAGAGGCGGUAUUAAUGGUCAUACAAGCAUUUGAAGGCUACGAAAAAAAAAUUGUUUAUGAUAUUGUUGGCCAUAGCGGCGAAGGCUGGGAUUUGCCCUUCGUCAACGUGGGUAGUGUCCCUAAAAACGACAAGGAGCGCUUUGAUAUAAUACGUAUGAUGCGCGCUCAUUCACAAUUUUGUUGGUCCGGCGAUAGCACUGUAAAAGCGGCACGAGAGGCUUGCACUACUUUGGGCGCAGAGUUGAAAUACGACAAUGGCAUGGUCGUUGUUCUUAGCGAUGCUAAUCUAGCGCGAUAUCGCAUAUUACCAAAGGAUCUAACUCUGUCUCUUACCUGCGGUGAACCUAAGGUGAAGGGCUAUGUUAUCUUUAUUGGAAGUCUAGCUGAAGAGGCCGACAAAAUCAAAACCGAGAUGCCGGUUGGACAGAGCUACGUAUGCAUGGACCUUACUAAAUUGCCGCAGAUAUUACAUCAAAUUUUUAUUUCCUCUCUUUUUUAAAAAUAUUUCAAGUUUGGGUUGAAAAUUGAGCUCAUUUA
Molecule: messenger RNA, 4366 nt
Organism: Drosophila novamexicana
Lineage: Eukaryota; Metazoa; Arthropoda; Insecta; Diptera; Drosophilidae
Gene: c12.2
Product: von Willebrand factor A domain-containing protein 8
Exons: 7
Coding region: 162-4328 (1388 amino acids)
Cellular component (GO): cytoplasm
Molecular function (GO): ATP binding; ATP hydrolysis activity
Source: RefSeq, a predicted model, not a curated record